Messenger RNA from Molossus molossus (Pallas's mastiff bat), 1353 nucleotides. It is a transcript of the gene SH2D4A, whose product is annotated as SH2 domain containing 4A. Bases 1 to 1353 code for a protein of 450 amino acids. Gene Ontology annotation, molecular function: phosphatase binding. The record is from RefSeq and is a predicted model, not a curated record. Lineage: Eukaryota; Metazoa; Chordata; Mammalia; Chiroptera; Molossidae. The transcript is spliced from 9 exons. Gene Ontology annotation, cellular component: cytoplasm.
AUGCUGAAACAGAUACUGUCGGAGAUGUACAUAGAUCCCGAUCUGCUGGCAGAGCUCAGCGAAGAACAGAAACAGAUCCUGUUCUUCAAGAUGAGGGAGGAACAGAUCCGCCGGUGGAAAGAAAGAGAAGCGGCAAUGGAAAAAAAGGAGUCUGUGCCAGUGAAAUCCAGACCAAAGAAAGAGAACAGCAAAUCUGUGCACUGGAAACUGGGAGCCGAUAAGGAAGUCUGGGUCUGGGUGAUGGGCGAACACCAUCUAGACAAACCCUACGAUGUGCUCUGUAAUGAAGUUGUUGCUGAGCGCGCCCAGCCAAAAGCAGAGCAGGAAGCAGAAGAGCUCAGCGAAACUCAGUCCAAAGAAUUCACCAAUAGCUUGACCACAAAGUCACACUACUGUGAUCUUCAGGCACCAGAUACCUGGGAGUCUCAGGACAUCUGUCAGAAAGCCGCAGAAGAGGAGGAAUCGGGACCAGGCUCGCAAGCAGCACCACCCCUUAACGAAGAGAAAAUGCCAUCACCCUCCAGUUCCUCAAGAAAUAUUCAACAAAUGUUGGCAGAGUCUAUCAGUCGUAUGAAGACAUAUGGAUUUCACCAGAAGAAAGAAUCCACGAAGAAAACACCAGAGGAAGAAAUAAAACAAAUAGAUGAAGAGAGAACCAAGCAGAUUUAUAAGAGCUGGAAGGAAGAUUCCGAGUGGCAGGCAUCUCUGCGAAAGUCCAAAGCAGCUGAUGAGAGGAGACGCUCCUUGGCGAAACAGGCUCGGGAAGACUACAAGAGGUUAUCCCAAAAAGGAAGAAGCGGUGAGGGACCGCAGAGCCCCCCAAGCAUUCCACCGAAACCAAAGAGACCCCCCCUUCCACCCAAGCCGAAAUUCCUAAGCCCAGCGGAAUACCCUCGAAAACCUUUUAGAAAUCAGGGAGUGACAAGGACAGCAUCCAGCUCUGCCCAGGAGGACAUCAUCCGAUGGUUUAAGGAGCAGCAGCUACCUCUGCGAGCAGGCUACGAGAAAGCAUCCGACACCAUAGCUCCCUGGUUCCAUGGAAUUCUUUCACUGACGAGAGCGAAUGAACUUCUGAGCACAUGCGUGCCAGGCAGCUUUCUGAUCCGAGUCAGCGAAAGGAUCAAAGGCUAUGCCCUGUCCUACCUGUCUGAGGACGGCUGCAAACAUUUCCUCAUUGACGCCUCUGCCGACUCCUACAGCUUCCUGGGCGCCGACCAGCUGCAGCACGCCACCCUGGCCGAGCUGGUGGAGUACCACAAGGAGGAACCCAUAACUUCCCUGGGGAAAGAGCUCCUCCUGUACCCCUGUGGUCAGCAGGACCAGCCUCCCGACUACCUGGAGCUCUUCGAGUGA